UUUGAUAUGGUCGGCAGAGGUUUUACUCUCUUCUUGAUAAGUGUAUUUCUACUAAGUUGUAGCGAGUCGUUAGCUAGCCCGACCCGGAAUGAUUCGGGGGACUGGAUUCGAAUUCCUAACAAAUUCGGGGCGCUUGUUUGGACGCAUCGCUCGACACUAAAAGCUCAAUUGAAACUUCGAUCAGCUGCGGUCAGUCCGGAGCAGAUAUUCUUCGUUUUUUAUCGAGCAGAUCGGAAUUUUACAUUUCAACUUAAUGAACCAUUGGAUAAGUUGUUGAAGAGUAACGUGUUUGAUGCCUCUAACCCGACAAGAAUAAUCAUCCAUGGAUGGCAGAAUAACUGGAGCUCCCCGGUUAAUGAAGUGAUUCGAAAAGGCUAUCUCGAGCAAAAGGAUUACAAUGUGAUAGUCGUGGAUUGGUCCUACUGGGCCGAAAGUUGGAGUUAUUUCGAAGCUUACAAUAGUCUUCCAGGAGUUGGUGGCAUAGUGGCGCAGCUUAUUGAUAAGCUGAUGAUGCAGCUGGAUCAAGUUUAUCUGAUUGGACAUAGUUUGGGAGCACAUGUUGCAGGAAUUGCUGGAAAGUUGGUGAAAAGUAGCAAGAUUGAGACCAUCGUAGGCUUGGAUCCAGCUGGACCCCUUUUCUCAAUCAGUAGCUCGGAUAACAGGAUAGAUAUUAGUGAUGCAAAGUCUGUAGUAGUGAUACACACGAACGGUGGGUUUCUAGGAUUCUAUGAACCCUUAGGAACUGUUGAUUUCUAUCCAAAUGGCGGUAUAUCGCAGCCAGGCUGCGGAAUGGACUUCACUGGAAUGUGUUCACAUUCGAGGGCGUGGGAGCUUUUUGGUGCAUCGCUGUGGGAACCCGACUGGAAUCGAGUUGCAUGGAGGAUGGGCAGUGUUUUGGAAAUUCCGUCGCAUCCUUCGGGGGCGGUUUCUAUGGACUCGGCCAAGCUAGGCGGUGACCCACUGCUCGUUCCAUCAACCAAGGGCAUGUUCUACAUUGAAACAUAUGGAGAUAGCCCUUUCUUUGGAAAGAAGAGGCUUUAAGACGCUAUCCAAUAAUUUAGAAUGUGUAAUCAAAACCGUCAAAUAAAAAAAAAUCAGGAUUUUGGAAUAGAUAC
This is a messenger RNA of Uranotaenia lowii, 1115 nucleotides long. Its product is annotated as lipase member H-A-like. Gene Ontology annotation, molecular function: lipase activity. The transcript is spliced from 2 exons. Lineage: Eukaryota; Metazoa; Arthropoda; Insecta; Diptera; Culicidae. The record is from RefSeq and is a predicted model, not a curated record. The coding region runs from base 7 to 1041 and encodes 344 amino acids. Gene Ontology annotation, biological process: lipid metabolic process.